UGAACUCUGACCCGAAGAUAAGCCGUGCGGUCACACUCACUGUCAAAGAGAAUCAGCUCGACGAUCCGGGAACUUUUGGGAUUCCAACGACAGAUAAUAUGCCCCUGGCGGCGAUCGAGGGCCCGACGGAGCGCCACAUCCAGCAGGGCAGCAUCCUGGCCAUCACGUGCAUCGUCCACCACAUGCCUCACUCGGCGCCCGCCCACAUCCUCUGGUUCCACGGCCCGCAGAACAUCGACUACGACUCCCCCAGGGGCGGUGUCUCCAUCCAGACGGAGAAAGCGGCUCGGAAGACAGUGAGCAAACUCAUGCUCUCGACGGUCACCUUGGAUGACACAGGCGAGUACAGCUGCGCCCCGUCUGACCUGCAGCCAGCUGUGGUCAACGUCCACGUGCAGACUGGCCAGAUCCAGCAGCCGGUGAAGCAGGGGCCGGGCCUGAGCGGAGCCGCCGUCACCGCCUCCGUCAGCAGUGCUCUCCUGGCCAUGCUGUUGGUCGCCCUCGCCUGCGUCAAGUGUCGGGUGUUUGCCUGAUUCACGUCCUCCUUCAGACACCUCCUUUCGGCCGUCAUGAAGAGAGGGAGAUGAUAAAUCUGCGGGGGAAAAGAGAGGAGGAGAGGAUGAUGACGAGAGGGAAAGGGUCUUGUGAUGGAU
Penaeus monodon (black tiger shrimp) is the source of this 653-nucleotide messenger RNA. RefSeq lists its product as uncharacterized. Gene Ontology annotation, cellular component: neuron projection membrane. The transcript is spliced from 5 exons. The record is from RefSeq and is a predicted model, not a curated record. NCBI's taxonomy places the organism in Eukaryota, Metazoa, Arthropoda, Malacostraca, Decapoda, Penaeidae. Gene Ontology annotation, biological process: synapse organization. Bases 99 to 533 code for a protein of 144 amino acids.